UAAUAUAAAGUGUAAAUUAAUUUUAUCGUAUGUUAAAGUAGUCAAUAUUAAUUAUUUUUAAAGUUGGUAAUCCAUUUUAUUUCAUAAUUGGUAUAUUUUCUAAGUAUAACACAGGAUGAAUUUAUUCAUAAACAGAAACUUUCCGAAUAUUUUAUUUAAUUGUAGGUUUUUUGGUACUUCAAGUGCAAUGAAUAAUGCUAUAGUGACGGUAAAAGAAGGAAAAUUACAAGGUACUAUUCAAAACUUGCCUGAUGGGACAAAAUACUACAGCUUCAAAGGAAUACCAUAUGCCCAACCUCCUAUUGGAAAACUUAGGUUCAUGGCACCUAAGCCCUUGAUGCCAUGGAAUGGGAUACUAAAAGCAAUAGACCAUGGCCCAGUAUGCCCCCAGACUGAUCUUCUAACUCGGAAUAUUUUAGAAGGCAGUGAAAAUUGUCUCUUUCUGAAUAUCUACACACAAUCACUACAAUCAGACUCUAAAAUACCAGUUAUGAUUUUUAUUCAUGGAGGAGGAUUUCAAGCCGGAUCUGGAAAUUCCGACAUGCUCGGUCCAGAGUUUUUAAUUCAACAUAAUGUUAUUUUGGUUACUAUUAAUUAUAGGUUAGAGGCUUUUGGUUUUCUGUGUCUUGAUAUUCCAGAAGUACCCGGUAAUGCUGGCCUAAAAGAUCAGAUUGCAGCAUUUUAUUGGAUUAAAAAUAACAUUGCCCAGUUUGGGGGUGAUCCAGAAAACAUUACUAUUUUUGGAGAGAGUGCUGGUGGUGCAUCAGUCACAUACCACAUGAUAUCUCCUAUAGCCAAAGGACUAUUUCAAAAAGCGAUAGCACAAAGUGGAACAUUCUUAGCAGAUUGGGCAUUUCAAGAUAAUGCUAAAGAAAAUGCUUUCAAAAUCGGAAAAUAUUUAGGCAACAACACCAAUGAUCCUUAUGAACUACUGGAGUUCUUACAAAGCGUACCAAGUAAUAAAUUAGCAGGAAUAACAUAUAAUAUAAUGACGCGAGAGGAAAAGGUGAGAGGAAUGCCGAUAAUUUUUACUCCUGUUGUUGAAAAAGAAUUUUCGGAUUGUGAAGCAUUCCUUAAUAGAAAUCCUAUUAAUAUGCUAAUGUCAGGGAAAAUUAAAAAAAUUCCGUUUUUAACUGGUUAUACAACUGGAGAAGGAUUAAUAUCAGUGCCUAAUGAAUUGAAAAAAUUGGAAGUUAAAAAUAAGUUCCCAUCAUAUUUUUUGCCAAAACAAAUAAGUAUGGCAAUAUCAGAGGAUAAGGCAAAAGAAUUAGGUGAUCGCAUAAAGCAAUUCUAUUUUGAAAACAGAGAUAUCACACAAAAUGAAACUGAACAAUUAGCAAUCAUUGGAGGACUACAAUUAAUUGUAUAUGACAUUUAUAGAUUUCUUCAUUUCUAUACUAAUGUGUGUGAAACAGUUUACAUGUAUAGAUUUAACUUGGUAUCAGAUUUGAAUUUGAUAAAGAUAAUGUUAGGAUUGGAAGCUUCUGACGGUGCUUGUCAUGCAGAUGACGUAUUCUACAUCUUUAAUAAUAUCAAUAGUAGAGAACAAUGUCAAGAACAGAAGAAAUUAAGGGACCAUGUAUAUAUGGUCACAAAGUUUUGGGCCGAUUUUGCUAAAACUGGAAACCCGACUCCAGAUAAUACAUUUAAUUUCAAAUGGAAUCCAUACACAAAAUCGGGCAGAGAGUAUUUGCGUAUAGAUGAAACAUUGUCCAUGGGAACAAGUGAUGAUAAAAUUCAUAUAGAUUUUUGGAAUAAACUGUUUAUUGAUGCUGGACUGCCUGGUAUUAGUAAAAGUAGUUUGUAAUAUAUCACAAUCCAUUAUACUAUACCCUGUACAAGUUAGCUCAAUCGUUUUGACAGGUGUAAAUUUUUCUGAUCGACAUAACUUUGCAAUGACGAACAUAUUAUUUUCUUACUUUAAUGAUUUAAAAACUUGUUAAAAUAUUAAAAAAAUACAUAUAACACAAAAAUCCUUAAAGAUGCAAGCGUUAUACGAAAAUUUAAAUGACCUUUUAAGUGCUUCAAAAUUUAAAUUGGAACACUGAAAAUAAUAGACGCUUGUAAAAUGUUACAUCGGUCGGACGGAUGGGAUGAGAUACGAAUAACAGGCAGUAACUGUUACAAAUAUCGAUUACAAAAAAUCAUUAAGUUAUUGUAUGAAGAUCUGAUUUUUUUUUUCACUUUUCUACCCGUGUAUCUUGGGAAAGUUGUUUACUUUCAUGGUCUGAACCACCUAUUAAAAUUUAGCAAGAAGUCCAAAAAUAACCCUGUAAUAUUAAAUAGGUACUUGAAUAUUGACCCACCGUUGCUUAUCUACUCAAUGUUUUAUAUUAUGUCUAGGGCAAUAAAGAAUUUCACACGUACGCUCACAUCUCAUCACAGUUACAAGUAUUUUAAAACGUUAUUUUUUGGACUACUAAUUAUUUUCAGUUUCCUAUCACUAGCUCAAAUGUCAUGCAGAUCAAGCUAACUUGUACGGGGUGUAUAAUAUAAAUUAUGAUGACCAUUUGUAAUAUACAGUAUGUAAGAAUACUGUAUAGUUUUUAAUGGUUAAAUACUAUUAUUAAAAGUAUUGUGUUGGAUUAAAUAAAUAUCAAAUAUAUUGGUGAGAGGAUAAUAGAAAUAAUUAUUUGUAUAGGUAUUUACAUAAUUUUGUACGUAUAUUUUUAAAUAUAAAAUAGGUGGGUCGGUCAAAUAUACCUGAUGGUAAGUAAUCACUAUCGCCCGAAGGCAUAUGCGUCAUAAGAAAUAUUAUCUAUUCGCAUCGCCAAUGCGCAAACUAUGAGAAAAUGAUUAUAUUUAUUGUGUUAGUAAUUGCACUGGUUCAUUCAUCUUUCCUACUGGAACAUAAUAAUUCUAAGUAUUGCUUUUUCGUGGUUGAAAAAGGUAAGGGUUGGUGGUACCUACCCAGAUGGGCUUGCACCAUUAAAUAGCAUUAAAGUUGAAUUCAAGAUUUGACUAAGUACAGUGAAGCAACUGUUAAUAAAAAAGAAUACCUUUAUGCAUUUAAAAUUAAUGAGUAAGUACUUAAGACUAAUUAUUUUCACUACUAGUUGAUAUAGACAAAUGAUAUAAUAUGAAUGUUUUUAUACAACUUCGUAUAUCAUAUUCAUAAUAUUUAAAUAAUACUACUUACAAAGAUUUGCAACUUUAUUUACAAACAUUUUGUAUCCUUUUACUUAUACUCAUAUUUGUCCGUUUCUGUCAUAUUUGAUUUGACAUUCGGAAGAAGACUGACUGACAACGCCCCUCCCCCCUUUACAACGUUCGUAGCCCUUUGAUUAUUUAUAUCUCUAGAUAGACUGUCAAAACUGAGAAUGUAUCGAAAAAAAAUUACGCAUAGUACAGUACAGUAGUAUGACUAUUGGCAUUGGUUGGGUCGGUUUAAAUUUAUUAUAAAGUUGGAUCAUUAGUUUUAGCUAUUUUGUAGUGCGACAUCGCUAUCUAGAUAAUAUGUAAAUAAUCUAAGGUAAAGCCGUUAAUAUGUAAAUUAAUUACAAAAAAAAUACAUUAUUAUUGUCAGAAGUAUGUUAGGAUAAGAUAAGGUGAUCAUAAUCUGUGAUUGUAAUUAGGUGGAAUAUGUUAUACUUCAUUCCAUUUAUAUUUUUUAAUGUUUUUAUAAAUUUUAUGUAUAAUAAAUAAUGGGGCCAAAAUUUUUAUCUAAAU
This is a messenger RNA of Vanessa atalanta (red admiral), 3669 nucleotides long. RefSeq names its product juvenile hormone esterase-like. The record is from RefSeq and is a predicted model, not a curated record. Bases 116 to 1807 code for a protein of 563 amino acids. The transcript has 4 exons. NCBI's taxonomy places the organism in Eukaryota, Metazoa, Arthropoda, Insecta, Lepidoptera, Nymphalidae.